Molecule: messenger RNA, 324 nt
Organism: Cryptomeria japonica (Japanese cedar)
Lineage: Eukaryota; Viridiplantae; Streptophyta; Pinopsida; Cupressales; Cupressaceae
Product: EG45-like domain containing protein
Exons: 2
Coding region: 1-324 (107 amino acids)
Biological process (GO): systemic acquired resistance
Cellular component (GO): apoplast; cell wall
Source: RefSeq, a predicted model, not a curated record
AUGUUUUUUCUGGCAGCAACGGCAUGCUAUGGAAACGAUACCUCCCAAAUUCCAGAAGAUAAUAAUGUUGCGAGGGCCAGCGAUGCAAUCUGGGACAACGGAGCCGCUUGUGGAAGGCAGUACAAUGUAACUUGCACCGGCACAAUGGAUGGUACAAUACAUGGUUCAACUCCCAUUACCUGCAAGAAUGUAUCGGUUGUCGUCAAGAUUGUUGAUAAUUGCAGCGCCGGAUGCCGUGGCACCAUAGAUUUAGCUCAAAAUGCCUUAGAGGAGAUAGCCGUCCCUGCGGCUGGCGAAGUUUACAUCGACUAUGAACAGGUCUGA